AGCCGUCGAGCAGCGCUGCCGGUGCCCAUGGGAGGCGAGGGGAGGCUGCGGGCUGGUGGUUGCCCAUGGCUUUCAGCCCGGGGCUACUGGUGGUGGCCGGUUCCUUCGCCGCUUUCCGCCUGCUGAACCGAGGACUGGAGCGGCUGGUACCACCCCCGCCUUCGGCCCGGCGCAACCGCUGGAAGUGGCGCAACAUCUGGACGUCGCUGGCGCACAGCGUGCUCAGCGGUGGCGGGGCCCUGGCCGGAUUCUGCCUCCACCCUGAGUUGUCCGAGGACUUGGUGGGCACACACCCCCCCGGGGCACACAGCCUGGUCGCCGUGUCUGUAGGUUAUUUCCUUGAAGACUUUGUGGAUAUGUUGUGCAAUCAGAAACUUCACCAAUCCUGGGAGCUGCUCUUCCAUCACUCUGUGGUGAUCGUUUGCUUUGGCAUCUCAGUUCUUCUCCAUCAGUACGUGGGGUUUGCCCUCGUGGCUUUACUGGUGGAGAUUAACUCCAUCUUCCUCCACCUGCGGCAGAUCCUCCUCAUGGCCAACCUGGUGCACACCACCUGCUACCGCCUCAACAGCAUCAUCAACCUGGGCACCUACGUGGUGUUCCGCAUCGCCACGCUGGCCUGGAUGUCCCGAUGGCUUUUCCUCAAUCGGGAGAACGUGCCCCCAGCAACUUACACCGUGGGCACGGUGGGCAUGGCAAUCAUGACCCCCAUGAACAUCAUCCUCUUCUACCGCCUGCUGCGUAGUGACUUCUGCAAGUCCAGCCGGGAUGUGCAGCGGGACAAGGAGCAAUAAGUUCCCUUCCCCACAGGGCUUGGGGGAUGAGCAGCCCCAAGCUCAUGGAGGAGGACAGUAAAGCACAGCAGAGAGGGAACGUGGCUGUAUUGGUACCUGACAUGGAGGGUCUGCACUAACAGAGCAUCCAGGCUUUUUUUUUGUGGCAACGGAUCCUGGACCCUGCAUGGCAGAGAAGGUCCUCGUGGACCAGGCACUGGAUGAUGUGGUUGGACAACUGGGAGCUGUGCAGAGAAGCUCCAACAGCUCUUGCAGCUCCCUGGGGCACCACUGAGAUGAGAAGGCAGCAGAAGAGCUCUGUUUCCCCACUGCUCCUCUGGCCAUCCAGACACCACACUGUGCUUCUAACCCCUUUGGUGCUACAGCCUCUUGGCCAUGGGGCCACUGUGCACAGCCCUGCGUUCUCUGUGGCACUUCCUAUGGGAGCACCUCCAGGCAAGAGAGGCUCCAGGGCUCCACCCUCAAGGCCAGGGCUGGUAAAAAGCCAAAUCUUGCACUUAUGAGUCCUCCCCAAGGAGAUUGUCCCAGUCAAUUUUCCAGGAGCUGCUUUGCCGAUCCCUGCCCUCAGCACAGGCUCUGCUCAGCAAGGCUGUUUCCCAGCCGCUGCCCACGCCAGGGACUGUUCUCAAGGCCUGGAUUGUGUUACCACAUUCCUUCUAUCACAUGGACGUUGUGUACCUCAGGCAUGAGGGGCUGAGUGCCUGGGAAGCCUGGGUUUGGAGCCUCUCAUCAGAUGUGAGCCAACCCCUUCUCCCUCCUAGGCCCCCCCAGGUAUUCCUGGUUUAAGUUAGCUCCUGAAACACAGAGACUACAUUUAGGGAGGAGUUAUCAUUUGAUUUGAUUUGAUUUGGCACAGAAUCCCCCUCUGGAGGAAUAUCUCCCAAAUCAAGUGUGCUGUUGCUCACAAAACUUCCCAUAUUUGAAGCUUACAUCACUGGUGUACGUGGCCUCAUGCAUCACAUUAAAUCCCUCCUAUCUACUACAUUUGCAUAACGCUAACGUUACAUAACAAGAAACUUCACAUUCAUGGGGGUUGAGGGUGGUCUUUUGGUUAAGUGCCCACUUCUCAUUCCAAGGCAGAGUUCACUUCAGGACUCUUCCACUGGUGAUGCUCCUGCCAAGUGCUGUUAAAAGCAUUUUGUGUAGUUUUGCUUGCUCGCUGCCUCAAAUCUUCACGGCCAUCGGGGCACACAGCGUUCCACCCUGACCUUGUCAAUGUUUCAAGGGAU
Calypte anna (Anna's hummingbird) is the source of this 2020-nucleotide messenger RNA. RefSeq names its product TLC domain containing 2 (gene TLCD2). The coding region runs from base 66 to 791 and encodes 241 amino acids. The transcript is spliced from 5 exons. Gene Ontology annotation, cellular component: plasma membrane. The record is from RefSeq and is a predicted model, not a curated record. Lineage: Eukaryota; Metazoa; Chordata; Aves; Apodiformes; Trochilidae. Gene Ontology annotation, biological process: membrane assembly; regulation of membrane lipid distribution; phospholipid homeostasis.